GUGCCUGGAUAGAGGCGUGUCCAGGAGUCCGAGGCUCCCCGUGGGAGGGGCGGCGGGCGGGGGCUUCGGCCUGUGUGCGCUGCAGCACGUGCCCCAGGCGGCGGGGAUGGGCACGGGCGCAGCUCGGAGGCUUCGAGCUGCUGCCGCCUCAGUGGCGACCUCUCCAGGCCGGGCCGGGCGCGGCACUCGAGGCAAGCGCGGCAAGCUCCGACGCUCUCCAAGGGCUCCUGCGCCCCCCGGGGCAGCCGGGCGGGGUAAUGCCCUCGGUGAUGGAGAAGCCCAAUGCGGGCUCCGGGAUCCUGUCCCGAAGUCGGGCCAAGACGGCACCCAACGGCGGACAGCCGCACUCGGAGGAUGACAGCAGCGAGGAGGAGCACUCGCACGACAGCAUGAUCCGUGUUGGAACCAAUUACCAAGCAGUAAUUCCGGAGUGCAAGCCUGAGAGCCCAGCGCGCUAUAGUAACAAGGAGUUGAAGGGGAUGUUGGUGUGGUCACCCAACCACUGUGUAUCGGAUGCCAAACUUGACAAGUACAUUGCCAUGGCCAAGGAGAAGCAUGGCUACAACAUUGAGCAGGCACUCGGCAUGCUUCUGUGGCAUAAACAUGAUGUGGAGAAAUCUCUGGCUGAUCUAGCCAACUUCACUCCUUUCCCCGAUGAGUGGACAGUAGAGGACAAGGUGCUGUUUGAGCAGGCCUUUGGUUUCCAUGGCAAGUGUUUCCAGAGGAUCCAGCAGAUGCUACCUGACAAGCUGAUUCCCAGCCUGGUGAAGUAUUACUACUCUUGGAAGAAGACCCGAAGUCGAACUAGUGUGAUGGACAGACAGGCCAGGCGGCUGGGUGGCCGAAAGGACAAAGAAGACAGUGAUGAGCUUGAAGAGGGACGAGGAGCUGUGAGUGAGGGAGAGCCAGACCCUGGAGACCCCAAGCGAGAGCCUCUGCCAUCUCGACCUCUGAAUGCCCGGCCUGGUCCUGGGAAGAAGGAGAUUCAGGUGUCUCAGUACCGCCAUCACCCACUACGAACUCGGAGACGCCCACCCAAGGGCAUGUACCUGAGCCCUGAAGGCCUCACUGCAGUAUCAGGGAGCCCAGACCUUGCUAGCCUCACGCUCCGAGGUCUCGACUCACAGCUCAUCUCUCUUAAGCGCCAGGUUCAGAGCAUGAAGCAGACCAAUAGCAGCCUCCGCCAAGCACUAGAGGGUGGCAUUGACCCUCUUCGCCCCCCUGAGGCCAAUACUAAGUUCAACUCCCGCUGGACCACAGAUGAGCAACUUCUGGCUGUACAAGCUAUUCGUAGAUAUGGCAAAGACUUUGGCGCUAUUGCAGAGGUGAUUGGGAACAAGACUCUGACCCAGGUGAAGACCUUCUUUGUGAGUUACCGCCGACGCUUCAACCUAGAGGAGGUGUUGCAGGAAUGGGAGGCUGAGCAGGACGGGGCCCCUGCAGCUCCAGUCCCCAUGGAAGAGGCCAAGCGAGGGGCUCCUGUGCCAGCCCCAGCCCUAGAAGAUGAUGAUGAGGUCCAGAUUACAUCUGUCUCCACAUCAGUACCCCGAUCAGUACCCCCUGCACCACCCCCGCCUCCACCCCCCACCUCGCUUUCCCAGCCACCUCCACUGCUGAGGCCCCCUCUGCCCACAGCUCCCACACUGCUCCGCCAGCCACCUCCCCUGCAACAGGGCCGCUUCCUGCAGCCUCGGCUGGCCCCCAACCAGCCCCCACCACCUCUCAUCCGCCCUGCCCUGGCUGCCUCUCGCCACAGUGCCCGCCCUGGUCCACAGCCUCCACCUACCCUGGUUGGAGCCCCCUUGGAGCCCCCUGCACCCUCAAUUUGAGCCCUGGAUCCUUCACUGCCCAGAGGCUCCUGAUCUUUAGCAUCACUAAGGACAGACGGGACUAGGGCCUUUGCCAGGUCUUUCAAAGACCCAGAGCUGCCAUUUGGCACAGCUUGGACCUGUGGGUUCUGCAUGUGUUCUUGGCAGCUGAGCUUGUCAACCCCCAGCCAGGGGCUAGAGCUCUCAAGGCCUGUAGGGACUGAUUCCUGGCUGUGACUGGAAUGGCUGCCUCCUUGCCUGCCUGCCUGCCUGCCUGCCUGUCUGCCUGCCAAGGGCUUGGCCUCUGGGCCUACCUUUGGGUGGGGGUAGUGACUUUAGU
Phodopus roborovskii (desert hamster) is the source of this 2148-nucleotide messenger RNA. RefSeq names its product REST corepressor 2 (gene Rcor2). Gene Ontology annotation, biological process: negative regulation of DNA-templated transcription; regulation of transcription by RNA polymerase II. Gene Ontology annotation, molecular function: transcription corepressor activity. Gene Ontology annotation, cellular component: histone deacetylase complex; transcription regulator complex. The coding region runs from base 258 to 1829 and encodes 523 amino acids. Lineage: Eukaryota; Metazoa; Chordata; Mammalia; Rodentia; Cricetidae. The transcript has 13 exons. The record is from RefSeq and is a predicted model, not a curated record.